AUGUAGGUAAUAUGAUUUUCUCUAAGAACUCAUCGCAUAAUUUUACAUGUGAUCAAUGGUUAGAAAGUGAAAUGUUGUGACAUAAUAAACAUAAUCCAGUUGAAAGGUGAAAUUACGAGGUGGAUAACCUUGCGCCGUUACAUUAGAGCAGGCGCUAAUAGAAAGUUAUUUGUUGGCGUACAAUCUAUAGCAGUCGUUAGUUAGUAUCGCGAGAGACUUUGGCGUUGGUGCAUAGCUUGUAGUGUUAGUUAUUUAUCAACAUAUUUUGUGUAAAAUGAUUGGAUUGGUUGAAUCUGCUGUGUGUCUCUCUGUUGCUGUUGAAAGUGAAUCAAGACCACCACUCCUCAGAAUGUCAACCUCAGGUCUGACGUCAGAAGCGCAGUUGCGUUACAUUCUGCAGUGGUUCGAAGAGUUCAGUGAGCUACAGCGUGACGACUUCUUGCCUGUCCUCGCAGCUGCUCGUGGAAACCAGGCGGAUCAGCUGGCUGCUACGUUGGCUGCUAUGACAUGCCAGGACAAGCCUGUCAGCUUGUUUCAAUGCCGUAUUAAGUUGUUUAAUGAGUGGUAUCCCACCUGGGCCGAAGAAGAACAGGACCGAUUGAUCAAAGGUGUAUCGGAAGUGGAUCCUGAGUUUGGUGAGAAACUGCAGGACUAUCUUACUAACGGACCACCUGUGAACGGAGAAUUUAACUUUUUAAUCGGAGAAAAUUUGGCACACGAGGAGGAAAAUAAAAAGGAAAAUGAGCAAUGGAAUAAUGAGGAUUCGGUAGCGCCUGCAGAGGAGGAAGGCCAGGGGAUAUCCCAAGACAACAUUCCAGUAGAAAUUGCUGCCGCAUCUUAAAAUGGGUAUGCACAUUGUUUUAAAAAGAGCCAUUAAUCUAAGAUAUAUCUCAUAAGGCAGCAAUUUCAUUUCUUUGAACCUAUUGUCUAUUUUUUUUCUUUUUUCAUACAUUCCCAUUACUUCAAAAUAGAAACUAUUCCAUUUUUACUUAACAUACAUUCCAUUUUUCGUACUUUAUUUUAAUAAGAAUCUCGUGUUUACUAUUUUAUUGUUAGAAUAAUUUUAUGAGAGCCUUUAUUUAUAAAAUAGAUUAAUGACUUAAAUCUAUUUAAAUGUAUUUUUAAGGAUACUAUACUUUGUGAGCACAUUUAUGAAUAUUAUGCCAAAUAUGAACCAACAGUAUUUGUGAAAUGAUCAUAUUUCAAAAAACGUCUAAAAUAUUAUACUGAUUUUUAGAUCUGAAACAAAAAAAUAUAUUUUUAGCCCUUAGUUUCUUUUUCAUAAAGUGAUGUUUAUCAAUAUUUUUUGCAAGUACAAAGCUAUUCGUGCCAAGGUAUUGAGAUGGAAUUACUAUUAUUAGAUAUAAAGUAAAAAGUCAUGGCACUAUUUAUAUUACAUGAUUCAAUACAAAAAAGGUAUGUGUGUGCCAAAUUGCAUAAUCAUGCUUAUUUUGAAAGAAAGAAAGAAAGAAUUUUGGGUUACAUUAUUACCUUUUCUACUUACUACAGCAAUAUCUACUUAUUUUAAGACUACUAAAUUGAGAUAAUUAUCUCUAUUGAUUGUAUUGGUUGGCUUUCAAUAUCAUAAAACAAUAAUUAUUUAGUAAAAUAUGAAUAACUUAUGUAUUAAUAAACACAUUCCCAUCGUAUUGAUGUACCUUGAAGGUUACUAUUAUUAUUAAUAUAAGUACAGAUGUAAUAAUAUCGUAUUGCUUUUUAUAUUGUCAGAAAAUAAAACUGUAUGGGAUUGAGUGAUAGCUGGUGCUUGGAAAUUUGGAUUGAAUGAGGAUAAAUUGCUAAAUGGAGGCCAUUUUUAGAACUAGAGACUUAUAUUAUUUACAUAUAAAAAAUAAAUUAAUUUUGGACAUCAA
This is a messenger RNA of Ostrinia furnacalis (Asian corn borer), 1871 nucleotides long. RefSeq lists its product as uncharacterized. Bases 275 to 841 code for a protein of 188 amino acids. NCBI's taxonomy places the organism in Eukaryota, Metazoa, Arthropoda, Insecta, Lepidoptera, Crambidae. The record is from RefSeq and is a predicted model, not a curated record. The transcript has 3 exons.